AUGUGCAUGAGCGGCAUCGUAGUACAGCACGUACAAGCGCCAAUGAGAUAUUCUGUAGGCGAAGCAUGUCCUGCUGAACGAACCAAUGCUGCAGCCAGCGCUUGGACAACUUGGCCGAAAAAAGAAAGCCGCCACGACUUCCUGAUCUUCGUGCCGAUCAUGCUCCACCUUCUUCACCUGUGCCAAUCAUGCAAUGGGUCUCGACCUCCGCAACAACAUGCAGGUACGUGUGGGCUCAGUAGCCACUUGAACCUCACUGUCACUUCUGAGCUUCCACUGACAACAACCAUGUCAGCCCCGAUCACAGUGCGCAACCUCACCGCGCAACCGCUCACGAUCAAGGUCGUCGAGCGGUAUGAAAGCCCCGACUCGCAGGAUGGCUCGCAAGAAGGCCGGCGUGGAUCUGCUUUCAGCGUUGGCAACAUGACCAAGAACUUCACGAACAUGACCACUACUCUCAUGAGCAAUGUUACCGGUGGAGCGCCGCCUACUCACGCACAGCUCGGCGAAAAGGCCGAAAGGUUUGCUCGCGAGGAAGUUGAUGUCCGCAUGGAGCCAUUUACCACUCACAAGACGGAUAUCAAGGCCAGUGAACGGAAGCCGGGCGAUGUUCUACGACUGACAGUGCAUGGUGAUGGUCCUGGACGCUGGCGCAUUGAUACUCCCACGCCAUCGGCAGCAUCUCAUAAGCUCUUGCCACUGGUGGACAAUCCAGCGCAUGACUAUACGGCCAUUCACCUGCCGCAGUCGUCAUUCCUGGCCAUCGUGGAGUCCACUGAUCAGCGCAACUGGAUGAAAGAGUUCGAGAAUGAAACCCCACUCUCUGCUCUCAGUAUACCAGGCACGCACAACUCUCCAACAUGCCACAAGGCACUGCCUUCCGUACGUUGCCAAGCCGUCGGACCAAAGGAGCAGCUGACCAACGGCGUACGCUUCUUCGACAUCCGCGUGCAGCCAAGCAAUCCCGAGGACGCGAAAGAUGACUCUCUCAAUCUUGUGCAUGGUGUCUUUCCAAUCUCUCUCACGGGUCCGAAGAAGUUUCGUGGCCUCCUGAACGAAGUCGAGGAGUUCCUCCGCGAGAAUCCAACAGAGACAGUUAUCCUGUCGAUGAAGCGCGAGGGACCUGGAAACGCGACGGACCAGCAGCUUUCGGUCAUACUUCGUGAUCAUUACGCAGCUGAUACAAACAAGUGGUAUACCGAGCCACGAAUCCCCAAGCUUGGCGAAGUGCGUGGGAAGAUCAUACUGAUGCGCCGCUUCGCCCUUGCAGAUCGGCUAAAGCAAGAGCACGGCGGCCGAGGAUGGGCACUGAAUGCAGAAAACUGGGCGUACAACACCCCAGACUGCACGCACGGCGACGUCAGAGUCCAAGACUUCUGCGAAGUACUCGAAACGGAGAACAUCGACAAGAAGAUUGGCCUCUGCUGUGAUCACUUUGAGCGAGCUGGGCAGGUAGUAUGCCCGGUUCCUGGAGUCACUACCGACGAAGCGAACCCGGUUCCUGCAGGUCCUCUGUACAUCAACUUUUUGUCAGCGUCGAACUUUUGGAAGGUUGGAUGCUGGCCGGAUAAGAUUGCUGCGAAGCUGAAUCCUGCGGUGACGGCAUUCUUGUGUGAGAAGCACGAUGUUGGCGACAAGGGUGCUGAUGGACCAGGUGAAGCGUUUCCUGGUGAUGGUGGUGUGGGCAUUGUUGUGUGCGACUGGGUCGGCAAAGAUGGCGAUUGGGAUCUGGUCAGGACGAUCGUGACGAUGAAUAGUCGCUUGCUGCUGAGGCAACGCGGCCGGGGUUGGAAGUGA
Molecule: messenger RNA, 1797 nt
Organism: Fulvia fulva
Lineage: Eukaryota; Fungi; Ascomycota; Dothideomycetes; Mycosphaerellales; Mycosphaerellaceae
Product: 1-phosphatidylinositol phosphodiesterase
Exons: 2
Coding region: 1-1797 (598 amino acids)
Biological process (GO): lipid metabolic process
Molecular function (GO): phosphoric diester hydrolase activity
Source: RefSeq, a predicted model, not a curated record